This is a messenger RNA of Setaria italica (foxtail millet), 749 nucleotides long. Its product is annotated as oleosin 16 kDa. The record is from RefSeq and is a predicted model, not a curated record. The transcript has a single exon. The coding region runs from base 161 to 625 and encodes 154 amino acids. Gene Ontology annotation, biological process: lipid storage. Gene Ontology annotation, cellular component: membrane; monolayer-surrounded lipid storage body. Lineage: Eukaryota; Viridiplantae; Streptophyta; Magnoliopsida; Poales; Poaceae.
GCGUCCCACGCGGCCGCGCGAGCUCGCGCCUCCGCGCAUCCCCACGCGCGCCCCUCCCGCUAUAAACACCGCACUCUCCCUCUUCCUCGUCCACCUCACUCGUAGUCCUAGCGGCUGUAGCGCUCUUGGGCAGCGUGGGCACGCGGUAGAUUAUCUUAUCAUGGCCGACCAGCACCGGGGCGCGAUGGGAGGAGGAGGCGGGGGCUACGGCGACCUCCACCGGGGCGGCGAGCGCGGCGAGACGCAGCAGAGGCAGAGCGCCAUGAUGACGGCCCUGAAGGCGGCGACUGCCGCGACCGCCGGCGGGUCUAUGCUGGUGCUGUCGGGGCUGAUCCUGGCCGGCACCGUGAUUGCGCUCACCGUGGCGACGCCCGUGUUGGUGAUCUUCAGCCCGGUGCUGGUGCCGGCGGCCAUCACGCUGGCUCUCAUGGCGGCCGGGUUCGUCACAUCCGGCGGCCUCGGCGUGGCCGCGCUCUCCGUGUUCUCGUGGAUGUACAAGUACCUGACGGGCAAGCACCCGCCGGGCGCCGACCAGCUGGACCACGCCAAGGCGCGGCUCGCGUCCAAGGCCCGCGACAUCAAGGAUGCGGCGCAGCACCGCAUCGACCAGGCGCAGGGGUCUUGAGGAAGGAGCAUAUACGCGAGCGGUGGAUCGCGCGCGUCCUGCGUACGUGGACGGCAGCGCGGGACGGCGGCGGCGCGCGACCACCGCCGGCGCGGCAUGGCUGCCUACGGUCGCUGCCGUAGCG